UCUCGAAACGUGACGAUGCAACGUGCAGAGGACGCUAAUGACGCUUACGCGAAAAAAAUAGUACCGUCAAAUUUGUUCAAAACGAGCGAUGAGAGACGACGAAUUGUUGACCGAAACGCAAGAGAUUUCCGACAUCGUGCCGAACAUGGAGUUAACCAUCGACCCAGAGAAACAGAGGUUUCCGUUCUGCAUAGUCUGGACACCGUUACCGAUACUGACAUACUUUUUACCGUUCAUCGGUCACAUGGGCAUCGCCACUUCUACCGGCGUGAUUCGAGAUUUCGCUGGUCCUUAUCAUGUGUCCGAGGAUAACAUGGCGUUUGGGAAACCUACGAAGUACUGGCAAUUGAACCACGCCAAAGCCAAAGGCGGUGUUCGAGGCUGGGACUCGGCCGUUGCGGAAGCUAGUGAGAUUUACAAAACUAGAAUGCACAAUCUAUGUUGUGACAACUGUCACUCGCACGUUGCCACAUCGCUUAAUCUGAUGUGCUAUGAUAAUUCGAGUAGCUGGAACAUGGUAAAGCUAGCGUUCCUUAUGCUCGUGCACGGCAAAUACGUGAGCUUUCUUGGAUUUCUCAAAACAUGGGUGCCAUUCUUUCUUCUCGUUGCGAUUGUAACCUUAUUUAGUUUAUUCGUACGGUAAUUUGAGUACUGCAGCUACCUGAUAAAUAGCCGCUGCUUAACAGCACGGUGUCUGAACGGUAUCGGAUCGUCGUCGAAUUUUUAACAUAGGUGAGUAUGCUCGUACUAUCGUUUGUAAAAUAGAUAAUUGAAUAUAUUGAUGCCGUUCAGGUGCCGUGCUGUUAAGCGGAUGACAGCCUUUCGAAGCGGGAAACCAUCGAAUGAAAAUAGCCAGCCAUUUGGUAACUUGAACUUUAUUACAAACGUGUGUCGACGCUCUAAACACUCACAUUACAAAUACACAAUGUCGUGACACUUACAAAGUAAACUUAACGUAUCGAAACAUUAUUCGCUAUAUAUUACGAUACAGGCGUAUCGAGUCGUAUCGUUCCUUUUAAGAAAUAAACUUGUACUCGAGUUUUAUCGAGUACUCGAGUA
Molecule: messenger RNA, 1059 nt
Organism: Megachile rotundata (alfalfa leafcutting bee)
Lineage: Eukaryota; Metazoa; Arthropoda; Insecta; Hymenoptera; Megachilidae
Product: transmembrane protein 222
Source: RefSeq, a predicted model, not a curated record